Molecule: messenger RNA, 1115 nt
Organism: Vigna angularis (adzuki bean)
Lineage: Eukaryota; Viridiplantae; Streptophyta; Magnoliopsida; Fabales; Fabaceae
Product: F-box protein GID2
Exons: 2
Coding region: 225-698 (157 amino acids)
Biological process (GO): SCF-dependent proteasomal ubiquitin-dependent protein catabolic process; gibberellic acid mediated signaling pathway; regulation of gibberellic acid mediated signaling pathway
Cellular component (GO): SCF ubiquitin ligase complex
Molecular function (GO): protein binding
Source: RefSeq, a predicted model, not a curated record
CCCCCCUAACCUUAACCUUUACUUCACCUGCCCCAUUAUUCCAUCCCUUCUCUUCCCACUAAAACCCAACCCUCUCAAUUCCGUUACCGUCAUCUUCUCACCUCCAUUUAUUUAAUUAUUCUCUUUCUCUUUUUCUCCUUUCCUCCUCCUCCAUCAAGCACCUCACUUUCUGUCACCCCCACACACAAACCACAAAACCCUCUUUCUCUUUCUUUUUCUCACCGAUGAAGCGUCCACUUCUGUCCGCUGCCACCGUCCACCAUGACGAGACCAAGAUGAAGAAGGCCAAGAUGGUGGUGAUAGAAGAUGGGGAUGAGGAGGAUCACGUGGAGGGAUUAGGGCGUUUCGACGACAACCUGCUGUUUGAGGUUUUGAAGCACGUGGACGCGCGGACCCUAGCGAUGGCAGGGUGUGUGAACAAACAGUGGCACAAGACGGCGCAGGACGAGAGGCUGUGGGAACUGAUCUGCACGAAGCAGUGGGCGAACACUGGAUGUGGGGAACAACAGCUACGAUCCGUAGUUCUCGCUCUCGGUGGCUUCCGUCGCCUCCACGCGCUUUAUCUCUUCCCUCUUUCCAAGCCUCAGACAUCUUCCUCAUCUUCAUCAUGCUCCUCCUCUCCCUGGGGCCCCACCAUCCCCCAGGUCAUUCGAUCGAAGCCCCUACGUUUGGGCAAGGACGAGGGGUUGGAAGAAUAGAUUAGGGUGUGGAUCUGAGGGGAAAAGGGAGGAUUUGGGAGUGUGCGGAACAAGAAUUUGGGUGAGGUUGGGGGAAUUGCCGAAAGGAGCGGAAGGAUGAGUGAUUGGCGGUCCUGAUGGUGUUUUUUCCGAAUACGCACAAGGAGACAGAGGCUGAGGUCUUCUUGUUCUGUAAUAAAUGUCUGCUACUGCCUAUGUUUUCUGGCUCUUACUUCGGCCCAAUGGGUAAAGGACACACGAAUGAGUUUGCAUUUCUAUUGCCUCUGCAAAAGCCAAUUUUUUUCUUGAGGGACGAUAUUUGUCGCUACGGGGAUCCCUAUUAUUUGUUUUUCCCACUGUAUUUUUUCAUGCUUUAGCGAUAUUGUAGUAUUAGAUCAGUGAACUGAACACGGACAGACACGCUCUCUUGGACGAAUA